Messenger RNA from Spodoptera littoralis (African cotton leafworm), 1695 nucleotides. Lineage: Eukaryota; Metazoa; Arthropoda; Insecta; Lepidoptera; Noctuidae. The record is from the annotation of a GenBank genome assembly.
AUGGAAUUUCCUUCGAGUUAUAAGUUGUGUGCUGCGACCGCGGCACUGGCUGUGGGAUGUACUUUUUCCUACAUUGCUUAUAAACGCAGAGGAAGAGUACGCAAUGCAAACGAUGUAUUUAAUUAUUUGACUGUCGAAAUUGUGACUACUGAAGAAUCUUGCGACUCUGUCGUUGCUGAGUUGAAAAGGAGAUGUCAGAAACACCAUGCCUUAGGAUUUGACUGUGAAUGGGUCACAAAUAAUGGAAAGCGUCAACCUGUAGCAUUAGUUCAGCUAUCUUCCUUCGAUGGCUACUGUGGCCUGUUCAGGUUAAAUACAUUGAAGGCAGUACCUUUAUCUUUAAAAGAACUACUAGAAGAUGAGAGCAUUUACAAAGUAGGUGUGGGACCCAAAGAUGACAGCAAAUACUUGCAUAACGAUUACUCUGUGGAACUGAGGUCUUCGCUGGAUAUUAGACAUUUAGCCGAGUACUGUGGCUAUGAACCUGGAGGCCUGGCCACGUUAAGCUCCGUUCUCCUACGAGCCGCUUUGGACAAGAGUUGGAGGGUCCGUUGCAGUGAUUGGGAAGCUGAAGAGUUAUCAGAAAGACAAAAGAAGUACGCAGCGAUCGAUGCUCACGUAGCUAUCAAACUGUUCGCCCUGUUACUAGAGAAGGUCGAAGAGACCUAUUCAAAUUACUGGGAGCUUGACUAUAAUCCCGCAACUGUGUGGACUCGAUUAUACGACUAUUGCUCGAAGUAUGCUGAUGUCGGAUAUAAAACUAAACAUACUAUUAAAUUGAAGGACCACGCAAAAGAAAAAGACCCAAAGAUUAAGGAACCCACAAAGAGGUAUAAGCUCACAAAACGUACGCGACCUUUGUACAACAAUGGCUACCUACAAGCUCCUGACGGUGAACUAUUGUGUAUCUGUGACAAUAGGAAGGGAAUGUGGUUCGUGAACAAAGGCCUGGCAGAUUUGAUCAAGGAGGAUCCUCUCACAGUCCGACUGAAGUUCGAGCCCGCCGGCCGAGCGGUCGGUGACGUCGGCCGCUACUACCAACUGGAGAAGGAGAACAAAUGCGUCGUUUGCGCCAGCACUAAUCACUGCAUCCGUAAGAACGUCGUGCCCAGAGAGUAUAGAAAACUAUUCCCUGAAAUCAUGAAGGAGCAUUCUUCUCACGACGUGGUACUGUUAUGCGCUGAAUGCCAUCAAAUGAGUAAUAUUCGUGACCAGCAUAUGCGCGUUAGUCUAGCAGAGAAGUGCAAUGCGCCACUACCAUCCAGUUCCAAGGACAGAUUCAUUGAGGAUAUGGCUGCUAAGAAAGUAAGAUCAGCAGCGCGCGCGUUAUACCAUGCGAACGACAAGCUGCCGGAGGACAGGCGCAAGCAGCUAGAAGACAUCCUGCUGCAGCACUAUCCUGACCAGGAAGAGGUCACAUUGGAACUGUUAAAGGAAGCCUGUAAUAUAACUGUCGUAAGAGAGAAUACAGACUAUGAAUCACACGGUAUUAAAGUGGUAGAUUACUAUUUUAAACGUGCAAGUAUACUCAAAUUGGAACAAGAAUGGCGCGAACACUUCUUGAAGAACAUGAAACCUAAAUAUAUGCCUGCUUUAUGGUCCGUCAAACAUAAUGAAGAGAGAUUACGAGUGAAAUGGGACGAGGGCCGACUGACCCGAGAAGAUAUGAGAUCAAUUGGAUUGACAACAUUUUAA